This is a messenger RNA of Uloborus diversus, 3242 nucleotides long. RefSeq names its product mRNA-decapping enzyme 1A-like. Gene Ontology annotation, molecular function: mRNA binding; enzyme activator activity. The coding region runs from base 106 to 1647 and encodes 513 amino acids. The transcript has 9 exons. Gene Ontology annotation, cellular component: P-body. The record is from RefSeq and is a predicted model, not a curated record. Lineage: Eukaryota; Metazoa; Arthropoda; Arachnida; Araneae; Uloboridae. Gene Ontology annotation, biological process: deadenylation-dependent decapping of nuclear-transcribed mRNA; positive regulation of catalytic activity; deadenylation-independent decapping of nuclear-transcribed mRNA.
UUUUAGUUUUCAGUGUCAGUAUAGACUGAUUGUUAUUAUAUGGUGAAUUUGUUGGCAAAUGAGUUAAUUAUAAUUCAUCUAUUCAUCUGACUGUACUGCUUCAAGAUGGUAGAUAACGAAGCUACCCGAAUGAAUCUUGCUGCUUUGCGCAAAGUUGAUUCUUCCAUAUCAUCUAUUGUUGAUAAUGCUAAUCAAGUUGCUUUAUAUAAAUAUAUAUCCGAAGGUAGUAAGUGGGAAAAGACUGAUAUUGAGGGUACACUCUUUGUGUAUAUGAGGUCUCAAAAACCCCAACAUGGUUUUAUGGUUAUGAAUAGGUUGAGUACAACCAAUUUAGUUGAACCCAUUACUGAGAGAUUAGAUUUUCAAGAUCAAACUCCAUUUCUUUUGUAUCGAAAUGGAAAAGGUCAUAUUUAUGGAAUAUGGUUUUAUGAAAAAGAGAAUUGUAUGAAAAUUUUUAAACUUCUUACGAGCUUAUCACAGUUACAUGUUUGGAAAUCUAACAAAUCAUCAGACAUGAGGCAACGAUCAUUUUCAGAAAGUAACAGGAAACAUCACAAACAGAACAAUGUGCAAACAGAUAUCAUAUCUCUUUUGACUCGUGCUCAAAAUGAGUAUGAUAAGAAAUCAUCUCAGGCUAAAGGGUCAACACCUAAGUCUUCGAAAAGCAGCCAACAUAAUCUAAAUGGUGAUAUUGUGAAACCGAAACCAGUUCGAGUAAAUGGUGCUGUGACAGACUCGAAUGAUGUGAAGCCAAUCACUCUGGGAAUGCUAUUCGCUCAGGCUGCAGGAAUCGAAGAAAAGAAUUCUGCAAACUUAAAGAAUACCAACUCUCGGGACAGGUCUUUUACUGUUAACAAUGUGAAUCAGUUGGCAUCUGGUCAAAAUGCUGAAACUAUUUUACAGAAUUUGUUGUCCAAUUCUGCUCAUACACUUCAGCAUAUAGAGCCGCUGCAACAGAAAAAAAAGACUAAAAGUGAUUCUCCAAAACCGAGAGCAGUAUCUGCGGAAGAACCUGUAGUUUCUGUUGAAACACUGGAGAAGGACUUAAAAGAGAAACUCAAUAUUAUGCCUAAAAGUGACUCUUAUAUGAAUGAUAGUUCAAAAGCUGCUUCUUCUGGUGACCAUAGUAAAAGUGAUCCUAUUGAUAUACCAAUACUUACACCGGCCAUGUUGGAAUCUUCAUUCUCAUCUGUCCCAGCUCUGUCUAGCUCAUUUAUGGAAAAUUGUGAAAGAAGCUUAUAUAAUGAUGCUUCACUUCCUGUUGUUAAUGAAUCAAAAUCAUACUCUCCUAAUCAGUUGUUGUCACCCAUGGAUUUCACCAUUCCUUGCCCCAAAAAGAAAGCUCAUCAAUCGUCCAUCCUCCCUUCUUCGUAUUCUCCUGAACUUGGGUCAACUUUUAUUAAUGACUCUCAAAACUAUGGUAAUGGUAAUGAUCACAAAGAUUUGCUUCAUCCUCAAACUUUGCUUAAUGGCAUUACUCCAAAUAUGCCACCCAUCCCAAAGGCAUCAGUGACUCCUCUGAACAGAGAUCAGCUCAGAGAGGCAUUGAUUUAUAUGCUGCAGAAUGAUGAAGAUUUUGUCGUGCAAAUACAUGAAUGUUAUGUUCAGAGGUUAAAGAGUCAAUUGAAUUUUCUAAACACUAGCUGACAAAAUCAAGGAGCUCUGCGUCAAUUGUGAUCUGUUGUACAUGAGAAGUGAAAAGAUGCCUGUGAAAAUAAUUUGUUCCUAAAGAAUAUUUUUUACUUGUUGAUUUUUUUUUUCAUGUAUUUUCUCUGAAUUGAAGGAUUUCACUUUUAUCUGAAUAUCUUUUUGUUUAUUUUUUUCUAAAAAAAAUAUAGAUGUAUAUAUUAGAAUGUUUUUCAUUUGAUUUUUUUUUCUUUUUAUUGAAUCAUCUUAAAUUAUGUUAAAUGCAAAUUGGAUUAUUUUGCAUUAAUUAAUGGUUGUUAUCUCGCAUUUAUCUUUUUUUCGCAAAUUUUUGCACGUUAAUAGCAUUUCUUUCUUUAAAAAUGAUGGAAAUAUGUAGUAUUGAACACGUUACGUAUUUCUUAUCGUUGUUAGUUUUGAGAAAGCAAAUUCUGUUCCUUUCAAAUAUGUACAAUAGCUUACUCAUUCAUCAGAGUAUGUAUGUCUCACAAACUGUCCAUUUAAAUUUUACUGACAAAGUGCAUUUAUUCCACUGCAUAAAAAUUUUAAUUUUUGCAUAGUAAAUGUUUUUUUUUUUUUUAAUUUCAACUCUUAAUUUGCAUAGUCAUGUUUUUUCUUUGUAACUGUUAUUUUUCAACGGUUACUGUGUGAUAUACAUUGAGAUGUAUUUCGAGUGCAUGGUUUUAAAUGUGUUGCCCGAAUUACUUUUUAAAGUUUUAUAAACUUGAUUGGAAUUAAUUUAAUCUUUUAAUAAUGUACAUUGUUACAGAAUUUUAUGUCCUACCAUGUUAUUUUCCCAUCCUUUAUUUGGAAGUGAUGGUUUUAUGAUACACAAAAGUAUUCUUUUGUGAGAAUGAUUGUUCUGUAAUAAUUUAAAAUUUAAAUUUUAUAUUGUACAAUCAUUUUAGUUUUAACAAUAUUGUACACUUUAUUAGAAAAAUAAGUAAUGCAAAAUAAAUUUAGUAUUUUGCACUGUUGAGUUCUUGCAAAAGAAAAAGGGCUUUAUGGCUUUAAAAAUUCUACAUUCUUCAAGUUUUUAGCAUUAGCUUAAGUUUUUUUCCCUUUCAAAAGAUGGAAAUAAUUAGAGUUGGUUUAAAUUUCUUACCCUUGGAAGGACUUUCGCCCAUUGUGUGAUUUUCCAUACGUGUUUUCCUGGACUAUAUGUUUUGACAUUUGUGCUACUAACUGCAAUAAUAUUUUGAUGAAAGGUAAAGAAAUUAUUUCCCCUAGAAAAUGAUUUCCCUGUCUAUUGAUCAUAAAAAGUUUUUGACAAAUAAAAGCUAAAAAUGUGUGUUGUGAUAACUGAUUUCACUCAAAUAUGGCUUAGAUUAAACUUGUAAAAAAAUUUCAAAAUUGAUUUCUUUAAUUUUAUUCUGUGAAUUUUUUUUCAUGAAAUUCUCCACUUUCUGUGACUACAUUUGCGGAAACUCGACUUUUUCUGGCAUUCCCCACUUUCAUGCUUCAUUAAAGAAUAGGUAAUAUUUUUGAAUUUUAGAUCUUCCAAUUUAAAAUUCGUUGUUAAUGCAAAAAUUUCAAAAACACAGUAUUGAUCAUAAUAUGAAGAAAUGAACUAAAAAAUAUUAUAAUGUAUUCGUUAG